AUGCCUCUCAUCUCCCGCAUCGUCCCCUUCGGCGCCGCCAGGGCCGCAAAGACCGCCCUCUGCGCCCCGCGCGCCGUCGCCGUUCUCGUCCAGCUCAGAUCGCUCUCGACCCACCCUAAAUCAAAAGUAGUCUCCCCCCAGGACGCCGUCGCGCCCAUCCAACCCGACAUCACCCUCCUCUGCGGCGGCUUCGGUCUCUCCGGCGUCCCCGAUACCCUCAUUGACGCCCUCAAGGCCCGUCCCGAGGUCAAGGGCAUCACCGCCGUCUCCAACAACGCCGGAACAGCCUCUUCCGGUCUCUCAAAACUCCUCGAGUCCGGCCAGGUCGUCAAGAUGAUCGCCUCCUACAUCGGCGGCAACGCCAUCUUCGAGAAUCUCUACCUAACCGGCCAGAUCGACCUCGAGCUCACACCCCAGGGAACCCUCGCUGAGCGAUGCCGUGCUGGCGGUGCCGGCAUCCCUGCUUUCUACACCCGUGCUGGCUACGGUACCUGGGUCCAGACCGGCGAGCUUCCCGUCCGCUACGACGAGACCGGAAAGAACGUCCUCAAGUUCACCCAGCCCAAGGAGGUUCGCGAGUUUGACGGCAAGAACUACAUCCUCGAGAACUCCAUCUUCGCCGACGUCGCCUUCAUCAAGGCCUACAAAGUCGACACCCUCGGAAACUGCUACUUCCGCAUGGCUGCCCGCAACUUCAACAGCGCCUUUGGCAGAGCUGCAAAGUACACCGUCGUCGAGGCCGAGAACAUCGUCGAGCCCGGUGAAAUUGACCCCUCCGAUGUCCACCUCCCCGGAAUCUACGUCUCGAAGAUCAUCCAGUCGACUGCCGAGAAGAAGAUCGAGAUCCUCACCCUGCAAAAGGAGAAGCCCACCGACUCUUCCUCGGCUUCCGCUCUCGAGACCGAUCCUAACUCCUCGGCCGCUCGCAGAGAACGUAUCGUCCGCCGCGCUGCUAAGGAGUUCAAGGACGGCGACUACGCUAACCUUGGUAUCGGAAUGCCCACCCUCGCCCCUGGCUUCAUUGGCUCUGACAUCUCCGUCACUCUCCAGUCUGAGAACGGUAUCCUCGGCCUUGGUCCUUACCCCAAGGCUGGCUCCGAGGACCCUGAUCUCAUCAACGCCGGCAAGGAGACCGUCACCGUCACCCCCGGUGCCUCCUUCUUCGGCUCAGAGGAGUCCUUCGGCAUGAUCCGCUCCGGCCGCAUCAACAUGACCAUCCUCGGCGCCAUGCAGGUCUCGCAGUACGGUGACCUCGCCAACUGGGGUCUUCCCGGCCGCGUCAAGGGUAUGGGCGGUGCCAUGGACCUCGUCGCCAACCCCGACAAGACCCGCGUCGUCGUCGUCAUGGACCUCGUCGACAAGAAGGGCCGCCCCAAGAUCCUCAAGACCUGCGCUUUCCCCCUCACCGGUGUCAAGUGCGUCUCCAGAAUCAUCACCGACAUGGCUGUCUUCGACGUCAGCCCUGAGACCGGUCUCACUUUGAUCGAGGUCCAGGAGGGUCUUACUCCUGCCGACAUCGAGGCAAAGGUCGAUGCUCCCUUCACCGUCUCCCCCGACCUUACCACCAUCCAGGUCUAA
Myxozyma melibiosi is the source of this 1578-nucleotide messenger RNA. RefSeq lists its product as uncharacterized. The coding region runs from base 1 to 1578 and encodes 525 amino acids. The transcript is spliced from 2 exons. The record is from RefSeq and is a predicted model, not a curated record. Gene Ontology annotation, molecular function: succinyl-CoA:3-oxo-acid CoA-transferase activity. NCBI's taxonomy places the organism in Eukaryota, Fungi, Ascomycota, Lipomycetes, Lipomycetales, Lipomycetaceae. Gene Ontology annotation, biological process: ketone body catabolic process.